AAACUAACUAACUAACUCAUGACUGAGUAAUGCAAACUCAAUUGCCAUCAUCUUCUUAUUCUUCUCCAAUAGGUAACUUUCAGUUCUCCGCGCCUUCUAAAAUGUCUAACCCUAAAGUUUUCUUCGACAUGACUGUCGGAGGCCAACCCGCCGGUCGUAUUGUCAUGGAGCUUUACUCCGACACUACUCCUCUAACCGCCGAUAAUUUCCGUGCACUCUGCACCGGCGAGAAAGGAACCGGUCGCAGCGGGAAGCCUCUCCACUACAAAGGCUCUUCCUUCCACCGCGUUAUCCCUAACUUCAUGUGUCAAGGAGGUGACUUCACCGCCGGAAACGGAACCGGCGGAGAGUCCAUCUACGGGGCGAAAUUCGCCGACGAGAAUUUCAUCAAGACGCACACCGGACCUGGUGUGCUUUCGAUGGCGAAUGCGGGUCCCGGUACGAACGGAUCUCAGUUUUUCAUAUGCACGACGAAGACGGAGUGGCUUGAUGGGAAGCACGUGGUUUUUGGUCAGGUGGUUGAGGGAAUGGAUGUUGUGAAGGAGAUCGAGAAAGUGGGGUCCAGUUCUGGUAAGACCUCAAAGCCGGUGGUCAUUGCUGACUGCGGCCAACUCUCUUAAACAACAUACCAUUGCAUAUGGAUUGUGCGACGUUGAGUCUUCUUCUUCUUCUAAAAACCUAUUUUCCUUUUCGGUUAUUUUAUGUUAUGUCACUUCCGUUGUUUUCUGCGUUUAAUUAAAUCAAUAAUGACGAUUGAAUAUCUCACUUCAUUUCCUUCACAUCUUUUAAUCUAUCUCUGUAUGUUGAUUAUUGUUAGUUUUAA
Messenger RNA from Cicer arietinum (chickpea), 823 nucleotides. Its product is annotated as peptidyl-prolyl cis-trans isomerase. Gene Ontology annotation, biological process: protein folding; protein peptidyl-prolyl isomerization. Gene Ontology annotation, cellular component: cytoplasm. The record is from RefSeq and is a predicted model, not a curated record. Gene Ontology annotation, molecular function: cyclosporin A binding; peptidyl-prolyl cis-trans isomerase activity. Lineage: Eukaryota; Viridiplantae; Streptophyta; Magnoliopsida; Fabales; Fabaceae.